GAUCCUGUGUAACACGACAUUAAAGAGCCCGAGCGAUUGUAGGAAAGCCGUGACACACAUAAGGCAAGGUUGGAGCAUUUAGCAACAUGAAGGUCAUUCUGGCAGCAACGUUUCUCUUAGUUGGGCUGGGUUUUGCUGAAAAGGCAUCCCGGAACGUGAUACAGUUCGGGUCCAUGAUCUCUCACGUCACCGGGCGGAGCGCGCUCGACUACCUGGAGUACGGCUGCUACUGCGGCUUGGGCGGCUCUGGCACACCGAUAGACCCGAUAGACUGGUGUUGUAAAGUACACGACGCCUGCUAUGAGGCGGUGUACGGAGUGGGUCUGGCGCACGUGGUCACUUACUCAUGGACUGGAGUGACUGGAGGAUACGUCACGUGUAACAACGACUUUGGGACCGUGGCCCGGGAUGCGUGCGAGUGUGACCGCGAGGCGACCUACUGCUUCAAGAGGUACCCGUAUCCUGGGAGGCAGCCUUGCUGAGGAAACUCCAACACAAGAUGCACGGAAUAGGCACAGGCGUUCCUGAAAUGUGUCUACCGUAGAGAAGAAGAAUUCUCGCGAGUUUAGUAUGUGUACUUUGACUGGAGCACAGAUAUAUUGUAGUAAUCAUUUGUAGAUACCACAACAAUAAAUGAUUAUCGAUUCA
Messenger RNA from Branchiostoma floridae (Florida lancelet), 648 nucleotides. Its product is annotated as basic phospholipase A2 PA-11-like. The record is from RefSeq and is a predicted model, not a curated record. The transcript has 4 exons. Gene Ontology annotation, molecular function: phospholipid binding; calcium ion binding. Gene Ontology annotation, biological process: phospholipid metabolic process; lipid catabolic process; arachidonate secretion. Lineage: Eukaryota; Metazoa; Chordata; Leptocardii; Amphioxiformes; Branchiostomatidae. The coding region runs from base 87 to 482 and encodes 131 amino acids.